This is a messenger RNA of Drosophila eugracilis, 6132 nucleotides long. RefSeq names its product toll-like receptor 6 (gene Toll-6). Gene Ontology annotation, cellular component: extracellular matrix. Gene Ontology annotation, biological process: signal transduction. Lineage: Eukaryota; Metazoa; Arthropoda; Insecta; Diptera; Drosophilidae. The coding region runs from base 1145 to 5707 and encodes 1520 amino acids. Gene Ontology annotation, molecular function: protein binding. The transcript has a single exon. The record is from RefSeq and is a predicted model, not a curated record.
UAAAAAUAAAUUACGUUUGUAUGAAGAUUGGCGCUGGCCCAUGCACAUCAUAUAUUUUCAUUAUCAAAACAGAGACAGAGCCGAAGUCGCCGGUUGGCAGCAGGGGGUAAGGGGAUAUAUCUCCGAAUCGGCGGCGGCAAAAAAAAAUAAAGGAUAUACGAAAAAAUAGAAAAAAAAACCUAAAGAAAAAUACGAACGAACGCCAGCUGUUUGAUGCGAUUAGAAUGGAGAGAAUGAAAAACAACAUUUUCCAGCAUCCGUUUACAGGGCAGAGCGAAUUUCCCUUUAGUCAUGCUAAAAGUCAUGCUCUCUGUCUCUCUGAGAACUUCCCGCCUUUGCAGAGCCUUUCGGCAUUUGCCAUCUCUCCUCUUCGUUCGUUUUCACAGCUCAGCUCGGCUAGACUUCGGCUUUUUGGUUUUUCGGGAUUUCGAGCUCGUGUACGACUCUCUAUUUAAAAGAGAAGUUGCGCACGUUGCGGCAGUCAGUCGAAAAUCAGCCAACGUGCGCGUUACAUUACGAAACGGAAAAUAACGACGCUGCACCAUACUCGAGUUUGCCACAAACACACAGACGCAGACACACUCGUACACACACACACACUGGCCCAUGGAAAAGUGGGUUCAAUCGAAAAUAAAACAACAAGAAAAGAAGAAGUGAUAAUAGAAUUCGCGCCCGCAGCUAAAUUGAAAUUAAUCAAAGGUUCCUACAAGACGCGACGUGUAAUAAAAAGUAAAACCUUCGGAAAGCUAAAAUAUUUGAAAAUUGGAAAAAUAUAUAUAAAAAAAAAAUAUAUAGAGAGAAAAACCCAAGGAAAAAAACACCGCAAAGUGCUAGAAAAUGUGCCGGGUGUAAGAGAGUUUCGAAAGAAAACACGAAGAGCAUAAUUAACUGAAGAAUCGGGGGGGAUAUAUAUAAAAAAAAAAGAAAAGAAAAUCUGGCUUGAAGUAGAGGGAGCACAAAAGCCGAAAAUAUGUGCGCAGACUUUCCUUUGGCCAGCCAUUGGAAUUGAUUUUCUUUUUCGUUUCUUUCCCCAAAACAAAAAAAAAAAAAAUAAACCCCCGGUGUGAUAACUAUCCCUCCACCUCCUCCUCCACCCCUCAAUCUUUUUCUGGUGCCUCCACGAGAACAAAAAUAAAACGCCAAAAUGAUCUACUACUAUAUGCUUGUACUUCUGCUGCCCGUUGUCCUGGCCCAGGAUCAGCAACAACAUACCACAGAAUCCCUGUCGACAAAGCACCAGAAACAGCAGCUAUCCCAUUCGAAUGCGAUAAUGGGUGAGGCCGGUGUCUCCAACUCACAGCUGAUGCAGCCCUCGAGUCCGGCGAGAACUCUGCGUCCUUUGACCGCAGGCGGUGAUGGUGACCCAUCGCUGUACGAUGCACCCGAUGAUUGCCAUUUUAUGCCAGCCGCUGGCCUGGAUCAGCCAGAGAUUGCCUUAACCUGCAACCUGAGAACCGUGAACAGUGAAUUCGACACUACGAACUUUAGUGUUAUUCCUGCCGAGCACACGGUCGCCCUGCACAUUUUGUGCAAUGAUGAAAUCAUGGCCAAAAGUCGCUUGGAGGCUCAAUCCUUUGCCCAUUUGGCCAGGCUCCAGCAACUGUCCAUACAAUAUUGCAAACUGGGACGAUUGGGUCGUCAGGUUUUGGAUGGUCUGGAGCAGCUGAGGAAUCUGACUUUGAGGACCCACAACAUCCUGUGGCCUGCCUUGAAUUUUGAAAUAGAAGCAGAUGCCUUCUCGGUUACCCGCAGACUGGAGCGACUGGACUUGAGUUCGAAUAACAUCUGGUCUCUGCCCGAUAAUAUAUUCUGCACUCUGUCAGAGCUGUCUGCCCUGAAUAUGAGUGAGAAUCGCCUGCAGGAUGUCAACGAGCUGGGCUUCCGGGAUCGAAGCAAGGAGCCAGGAGUCAGUGGUUCUACCGAAUCUACUUCCACAACCGAAACGGCCAAGAAAACCAGCAGUUCCAGCAGCACUAGCAGCUGUUCCCUGGAUUUGGAAUAUCUGGAUGUGAGCCACAAUGAUUUUGUGGUCCUGCCAGCCAAUGGUUUUGGCACUCUAAGGAGGCUGCGAGUCCUGUCGGUGAACAACAAUGGCAUCUCCAUGAUUGCUGACAAGGCUCUCAGUGGUCUAAAGAACCUGCAGGUUCUCAAUCUGAGUUCCAAUAAAAUUGUUGCCCUGCCCACAGAGCUGUUUGCCGAGCAAGCCAAGGUUAUCCAAGAGGUUUAUCUGCAAAAUAACUCCAUAAGUGUCCUGAAUCCUCAACUCUUUUCGAAUCUGGAUCAGCUACAGGCUCUGGAUCUGUCCAUGAACCAAAUAACCUCCACCUGGAUCGAUAAGAACACCUUUGUGGGUCUGAUUCGUUUGGUCCUCCUAAAUUUGUCACACAACAAGUUGACCAAAUUGGAACCAGAAAUCUUCAGCGAUUUGUAUACCCUGCAGAUUCUGAAUCUGCGUCAUAAUCAGCUGGAGAAUAUAGCAGCCGAUACUUUUGCGCCAAUGAAUAAUCUUCAUACGUUGCUGCUGUCCCACAACAAACUGAAGUAUCUGGAUGCAUAUGCUCUGAAUGGAUUGUAUGUCCUGUCGCUACUUUCGCUGGACAAUAAUGCCUUGAUUGGCGUACAUCCGGAUGCCUUCCGUAACUGCAGUGCCCUGCAUGACCUUAAUUUGAAUGGUAAUCAGUUGAAGACGAUUCCGUUGGCCCUGAGGAAUAUGCGUCAUCUGAGGACGGUGGAUUUGGGCGAGAAUAUGAUUACCAUGAUGGAGGAUAGUGCAUUCAAGGGUCUGGGAAAUCUUUAUGGUCUUCGUUUGAUUGGCAACUAUCUGGAGAAUAUUACGAUGCAUACUUUUAGGGAUCUGCCUAGUUUGCAAAUUCUGAAUUUGGCCAGAAAUCGCAUUGCAGUUGUAGAACCAGGAGCCUUCGAGAUGACCUCUAGCAUCCAAGCUGUUCGUUUGGAUGGCAAUGAGUUGAGUGACAUCAAUGGACUUUUUAGCAAUAUGCCCUCACUUCUAUGGCUGAAUAUCUCCGAUAAUCGUCUGGAAUCCUUUGAUUAUGGUCAUGUUCCAUCUACUCUGCAAUGGCUGGAUCUGCACAAGAAUCGUUUGGGUUCUUUGUCGAAUAGAUUUGGCUUGGAUGCUGAGCUGAGACUGCAAACUCUGGAUGUGAGCUUCAACCAACUUCAGCGCAUUGGACCAAAUUCCAUACCAAACUCCAUAGAGCUGUUGUUCCUGAAUGAUAACCUGAUAACCACCGUGGAUCCAGAUACUUUUAUGCAUAAAACCAAUUUGACGAGAGUGGAUCUCUAUGCCAAUCAAAUAACUACACUGGAUAUCAAGUCCUUGAGGAUUCUGCCUGUUUGGGAACAUCGGGCAUUGCCAGAGUUUUAUAUCGGUGGAAAUCCCUUUACCUGCGACUGCAACAUCGAUUGGCUGCAAAAGAUUAACCACAUAACAUCUAGGCAAUAUCCCAGGAUUAUGGAUCUGGAGACCAUAUACUGCAAGUUGCUGAACAACAGGGAGAGGGCCUACAUUCCUUUGAUCGAAGCUGAGCCCAAGCACUUUCUGUGCACCUAUAAAACCCAUUGUUUUGCCGUUUGUCAUUGCUGUGAGUUCGAUGCCUGUGACUGUGAGAUGACCUGCCCCACGAACUGCACCUGUUUCCAUGACCAAACCUGGUCCACCAAUAUUGUCGAGUGCUCGGGAGCUGCUUAUUCGGAGAUGCCGCGACGUGUACCCAUGGACACCACUGAGUUGUAUAUCGAUGGGAAUAACUUUGUAGAGCUGGCAGGACAUUCGUUCUUGGGUCGCAAGAAUCUGGCUGUUUUGUAUGCCAACAACUCGAAUGUGGCCCAUAUAUAUAAUACCACGUUUAGUGGCCUGAAACGCCUGUUGAUACUGCACCUGGAGGAUAAUCAUAUAAUCAGUUUGGAGGGCAACGAAUUCCAUAACCUAGAGAAUCUACGAGAGCUCUAUCUGCAAUCCAAUAGGAUAGCCAGCAUAGCCAAUGGAAGUUUUCAAAUGCUGAGAAAGUUGGAAGUCCUGCGACUGGAUGGCAAUCGUUUGAUGCACUUUGAGGUAUGGCAGCUGAGUGCUAAUCCCUAUCUGGUGGAAAUCAGUUUGGCUGACAACCAAUGGAGCUGUGAGUGUGGUUACUUGGCAAGGUUCAGGAACUACCUGGGUCAAAGUUCAGAGAAGAUUAUCGAUGCAUCACGUGUUAGCUGUAUCUACAAUAAUGCCACUAGUGUUUUGAGAGAGAAAAAUGGUACUAAAUGUACUUUACGUGAUGGCGUGGCCCACUAUAUGCACACCAAUGAGAUCGAGGGACUGCUUCCUUUGCUCCUGGUUGCCACCUGUGCCUUUAUCGCCUUCUUUGGCCUGAUUUUCGGUCUCUUCUGCUAUCGUCAUGAGCUGAAAAUGUGGGCUCAUUCCACCAAUUGCCUGAUGAACUUCUGCUACAAGUCACCGCGUUUUGUGGACCAACUGGACAAGGAGCGACCCAACGAUGCCUAUUUCGCUUAUAGCCUGCAAGAUGAGCACUUUGUCAACCAAAUUCUGGCCCAAACUCUAGAGAAUGACAUUGGCUAUAGACUGUGCCUGCACUAUAGGGAUGUGAACAUCAAUGCCUAUAUCACAGAUGCCCUGAUAGAGGCCGCCGAAAGUGCCAAACAGUUUGUGUUGGUGCUGUCCAAGAAUUUCCUGUACAACGAAUGGAGUCGCUUCGAGUACAAGAGUGCCCUGCACGAGCUGGUGAAGCGUAGGAAACGGGUGGUGUUCAUCCUGUAUGGAGAUCUGCCUCAACGUGAUAUCGACAUGGAUAUGCGGCAUUAUCUGAGGACGAGCACCUGCAUCGAAUGGGAUGACAAGAAGUUCUGGCAAAAGCUGCGACUGGCAUUGCCCCUGCCAAAUGGUCGGGGUAAUAACAAUAAGCGUGUGGUAUCCGGUUGUCUAUCGGCCCGUACACCAUCGGUGAAUAUGUACGCCACGAGUCAUGAGUAUCAGGCUGGGAAUGGUGGGGUUAUACCGCCACCCAGUGCCCAUUAUGCCGACUGUGGCAGCAACAAUUAUGCCACAAUCAACGAAUGUGGUGCCACUGGCGGUGGUGGGCGAGGAUAUAAACCCAUACCGACUUCAGCAUCAGCGGCAGCUGCAGCUUGUAAAUUCAACACCAUGAAUCAGUUGUCCAAGAAACAGCAACGUGAUCUCAGUGGCAUUGGAAUGGCCAAGACUUUGGAGCACCAGCAUCAUCAUCAUAACCAUCAGGCCAAUCGUAGGAGUCAACAUGAGUACGCUGUCCCCACUUAUUUGGCAAGUGCUCCGGCCUACGACAGUGUGGAUUAUGCCAAGCAGCAAAUUCGGAAUAAUGCCAACUGCGAGUGCGUUAAUCUGGGCACUGGUAAGAGGACUCAAGUUAAGAAUCCCGUCUCGGGUUUGCCCUCUAGCUUCAGUUCGAACUUUGUGCCGCCACCCGGAGGUGCCUCGUAUAAUUGCAAAAAGUCUUGCAAUUGCAUUGGCGAUGAGGAUUUGCUAUGCAGCUGCGGUGGAGGCGGUGGUGUCAAUCUACUGGAAAGUGGCACCCAGAGCAGUGUUACCAUGAGCAGCAGCAGCAAUAAUAGCCGCCAGCCAGAACUCACCCAUUAUGAGUCAAAUUUGAGCCUGAAUGAUGACGAUGAGGAUGAGGAUCAGGAUCAGCAGAAGAACUUGUGGGCGUAACGGGGUUAAGUUUUUUGGGGGGGGGAAGCAAAAAACAACAACAACAGCAGGAGACAAACUGCGUAACCAGUGAAUUUAUAAAAACUUAAAGAAAACUCUAAAACUAAAACUUAAACUUAAACUAUAAAUUUAAAAAGGAAAGAAAAAUAUAAGAAAAGUGGCAGACAGUUAGCAUACUUUUUGGGAUGGUUCAAACAGACUGAUACUUUUAGUUCUUUAAAUAAAUUAAAACUUAUAAUACCCUGUAAAUAGAGCCAGGAAUUAAAAUGAGAUUUCAAUAAUUUAACAACCAUUGUAAAAAAAAUGACACACAAAAAACGGUUUUUAUCUAAGGGCCUGUACAUAAUUAUAAAUAUAAUAAAAAUAUUUAAUUUAUUUAAUAUUACAUAGCUAACAAGAAUAUAAGAAAAAAAACAAUGUUGAAU